AUGGCCUUCAGAACUCCUGACCAAAAUGGGAGAGCUUUAGAAAAACUGAAUGGAUUCCAGUUAGAGAACUUCGCAUUGAAAGUGGCCUACAUCCCUGAUGAGAUGGCUGCCCAGCAGAACCCCUCGCAGCAGCCCCGAGGUCGCCGAGGGUUUGGGCAGAGGGGCUCAUCGAGGCAGGGGUCCCCCGGAUCAGUGUCAAAGCAGAAACCGUGUGACUUGCCUCUGCGUCUGCUGGUUCCCACCCAGUUCGUUGGAGCCAUUAUAGGAAAAGAAGGUGCCACCAUUCGGAACAUCACCAAACAGACCCAGUCUAAGAUCGAUGUUCAUCGUAAAGAGAAUGCAGGUGCUGCUGAGAAGUCAAUUACUAUCCUCUCUACACCUGAAGGCACCUCUGCAGCUUGUAAAUCUAUUCUAGAGAUUAUGCAUAAGGAAGCUCAAGAUAUAAAAUUCACAGAAGAGAUUCCCUUGAAGAUUUUAGCCCAUAAUAACUUUGUAGGCCGACUUAUUGGUAAGGAAGGAAGAAACCUGAAAAAGAUUGAGCAGGACACAGACACUAAAAUCACGAUAUCUCCAUUGCAGGAAUUGACGCUCUAUAAUCCGGAACGCACUAUUACAGUUAAAGGCAAUGUUGAAACAUGUGCCAAAGCCGAGGAGGAGAUAAUGAAGAAAAUCAGGGAGUCUUAUGAAAAUGAUAUUGCUUCUAUGAACCUUCAAGCACAUUUAAUUCCUGGAUUAAAUCUGAAUGCCUUGGGUCUGUUUCCACCCACUUCAGGGAUACCACCUCCCACCUCAGGGCCCCCUUCAGCUAUGACUCCUCCUUACCCACAGUUUGAGCAAUCAGAAACAGAGACUGUUCAUCUGUUUAUCCCAGCCCUAUCAGUCGGCGCCAUUAUUGGCAAGCAGGGGCAGCACAUCAAACAGCUUUCUCGCUUUGCAGGAGCUUCUAUUAAGAUCGCUCCGGCUGAAGCACCAGAUGCUAAAGUGAGGAUGGUGAUUAUCACUGGACCUCCAGAGGCUCAGUUCAAGGCUCAGGGAAGAAUUUAUGGAAAAAUUAAAGAAGAAAACUUUGUUAGUCCUAAAGAAGAGGUGAAACUUGAAGCGCAUAUCAGAGUGCCAUCCUUUGCUGCUGGCAGAGUUAUUGGAAAAGGAGGCAAAACGGUGAAUGAGCUCCAGAAUUUGUCAAGUGCAGAAGUUGUUGUCCCUCGUGACCAGACGCCUGAUGAGAAUGACCAAGUGGUUGUCAAAAUAACUGGUCACUUUUAUGCUUGCCAGGUUGCCCAGAGAAAAAUUCAGGAAAUUCUGACUCAGGUAAAGCAGCAUCAACAGCAGAAGGCUCUGCAAAGUGGACCACCUCAGUCAAGACGGAAAUAAAGGCUCAGGAAACAGCCCACCACAGAGGCAGAUGCCAAACCAAAGACAGAAUGCUUAACCAACAGACGGGUGCUGAACCCCUAUAUCCAGAAACACAUGCACAAGUUUUUACCUAGCCAGUCGUUUCUUUGAGGACCAGGCAACUUUUGAACUCCUGCCUCUGUGAGAAUGUAUACUUUAUGCUCUCUGAAAUGUGUGACACCCAGCUUUAAAAAAAAAAAAAAAAAAAAAAAAAA
Molecule: messenger RNA, 1607 nt
Organism: Choloepus didactylus (southern two-toed sloth)
Lineage: Eukaryota; Metazoa; Chordata; Mammalia; Pilosa; Megalonychidae
Product: insulin-like growth factor 2 mRNA-binding protein 3
Exons: 2
Coding region: 1-1371 (456 amino acids)
Biological process (GO): regulation of gene expression; nervous system development
Cellular component (GO): nucleus; cytoplasm; cytosol
Molecular function (GO): mRNA 3'-UTR binding
Source: RefSeq, a predicted model, not a curated record